Phycomyces blakesleeanus NRRL 1555(-) is the source of this 4068-nucleotide messenger RNA. RefSeq lists its product as hypothetical. Gene Ontology annotation, molecular function: protein binding. The transcript is spliced from 3 exons. The record is from RefSeq and is a predicted model, not a curated record. NCBI's taxonomy places the organism in Eukaryota, Fungi, Mucoromycota, Mucoromycetes, Mucorales, Phycomycetaceae. The coding region runs from base 1 to 4068 and encodes 1355 amino acids.
AUGCCACGCAGUCGAGAGAACAGUGCGACAAGUAGUGGUAUAAAUACUCCACUUUAUUUGACCGCCAGCCGAUCACCUUCAAGCAAUCAACCUAUAAUACAAUACAAUACACCCAGUCGACCGAUUAGUUACCCUUUUCCUUGUAAUCCUGCCUCUCAAUCGUUUUCUCAGGCACUACAGCCAAAUAAUUCUUAUACCAUGGGAACUCAAAACCAAGGAGCUACACCAUACAGCUCUCUCCAUUCACCACUCUACCUCAAACCAGAUUCAAUCCAUUAUCCACACAGUAUCUCCAAUAACUCCACACUUGUUGCCAAUCGAGCUAAUGAGCACUAUCGGUCAUUCGACAUAGAGUCUCCUAAUCUCAGAGCCUCUACAUCCGCUCCAUCCCAGUCUGGAAAUGCUUAUCUUUAUCAUCCUAAAGAUGUGAGAUCCACAGUAUCAACACCAGACGCCGACAAUAUCCAUUCAAAAAUACCUCCACCAGCCUCUCCUCUCCCUGUCUUACCCAAAAACAUCCCAACUUUUCCACUCUCUGAUGCAGAUCAAGCUUUUUUGGAACAAAAUAACAAUGGUGUCGCAGCAACCUUCAAAGUACUUUACGCAGGGGAAGUGACCUACAAGCCCGACAAAGGAAUUCUCUCAAAGACAAAGCGAGAGUAUUUCGUCUUGACCAACAAUUACAUUUUGCGAUACAAGUCCCAACAAAAGGCUCGAGCAGAAGUUGAUUUCUUUGAUACAAAUAUGUCCAAAAAGACCAAACAAACUUUCGAAAAAGAUCAAAUCUUACUAAAAUUGGAGAAUGUCUACGCCACUCAUCCAGUCGUUUCUAACCGUAACUCAUUCCGUGUAGAGCACUUGGACCCUACCACUCGCCAGAGCCUCCAUUUUACUUUCACAGCAGAUAGUCCCAAGGAAGCCGAUCAGUGGAUCAAUACAAUUACCAAAACAGUUCAUAUUCAUCAUCACAUCAUGGAAACAGUAACCCCAACAGAGCGUUUUGGAGUUAUCGACCGAGUCUUGAAACACAAAGAUAUGAUCGACAACGCAGAGAAAAUGACAGUUCACAAGGUUAUAUUCAAGGAGAAGCAUCUCAAACUGUCCAAGGACAACACUGCAAAUGGUGUAAAGGAAAUCUUUAUGGUUGUCCUGUUAGCCAUCGGAAAAUUUAGCAUGUAUGUACUUCCGACUGGAUACACGGAUGAAAAGUAUAUCCAGUCCGUGGAUCGGGAUCGACAUGGUCUAUUGGCUAUCCAAAAGAUCCAUUACGAUGGAAACGGUGACACUGUUAAGCUUUUGCUCCGCCAGACAGACAAGUCUUCUCGCCAACUUGUGUUCGUAUCAACUUUUGCAGAAACCAUUGUGCAAAAACUUCGUCAGGCGAUACACAGUAUUCUUCCCAAUGAGCGGCACUUGACCUACACCAUACAGUCUUCGCCAGAUAUCAAAGAUGUUGCUUUUGUAAAGACAAAGAUCUCAAUUCAAACGAUGAACAAUCAUCAAGAGGACGAAAAUUCACUUCGUUUCGAAAUCAUUCUUCAGGCUUACUGUGCCGCUCUUCAUCUAAACAAGGCCCGCUUUGAGUUUGAAAUCGAUGGUCCUCUUGGAUCCAAGCGUUUCCUGCUCCUUCCUCCAAACGAAGUCAAAGAGUCUCCGCAGAUUUACGAAAAGUAUGAACUUUUGGCAGUAUUUCGUGCCUUGAGACACUGUACUUUUUUCCGAGAAAUUGAUCUAUCUCAUCAACCCUUGCAUCUGCUCGAGCAAUGGGCCUUGAAGAAGGAAGACGGCUGGGCCAAUAUACCUUACGAUAUGCCAGAUAUUAACAACAUGCUAUCAAGUGAAUUGUUUUCUAUCAUAGCCACCACAAAAACUUUGCGCAAACUCAGUCUGACAGACUGCGGAAUCGGCUUGACACAGUCGUCGACAUCAUCACUAUCUGUUAUCGGAAUUGCUAUGUGCAGUGGGCAGAUUGGAUUGAACCAGAUAUGCAUUGGAGAAAACAAAAUGUCACCAGAGGAUGUCCACACCCUCGUGGCUGGUAUUCGUAGCAAUAAGAAAUCAAUUCGUGAACUCGAUGUGCAUUCGACUGGACUGAGCCAAAAGGAUGUUGAGAUACUCAUCAAGACUUUAAUAACCACAAACCCCAGCCAUCUUCAGUCACUUGACAUCUCAUCCAACAAUAUAACACUUCACCCCGUAAUGCUUGAAUCUAUCCUAAAAUGUUUCAAUAGACUUCUCAUCCUGCGUAUCAGAAAAUGCAAUCUCCAACUCAAGAGCAAUAUGUUUGAUGCCUGCAAACUUCGAGAAUUGGAUAUCGGGGGCAAUAGGUUGAAUGACGCUAACAUUGGCAUGUUGAUCCAAUGGAUACACACACCUUCAUUUUCUUCAAUCCAAGCACUUCAUCUGGAUGAUUGUGCUCUGCAUGGUCAGCAUGCCUACAACAUACUGACUGCCAUCAGCCAAAGCAGAAACCAACGCAUGCAUCUCAGUAUCGGCAACAAUCCUAUUAUGAAGGAGGUCAUGUACUUGCCAAAGCUAUUCCACACCCUUAUGCAUGGCGAGGGUCCUUUCUCGCUCUCGUUAGCCAGGACUAAGUGGGAAGACAACACACUGCGCGAGCUUAUGGAUUGUAUGCGUUACAACCCGACCUUGGUUUUCCUUGACAUCUCUGAUAUUUCUGUUGUCAAUUCAACCAUAUCUGCUGACACAAUUCGCAUGAUGUCCUUAUUCUUUGAGCGCAACACGGUGAUGAAAGAACUGAAUAUCAAAAUGACGGAGGAGAAUAGUGGUGUAAAAACCAGUCUGGCCUUGGCAAUCAUGGAGGGUCUUGAAGGGUUGAAACGGAACACAACCAUGGAGCGACUUGAUGUCACCGGGCUUGGAUGGGGAGAUGCUGGUACAAUAGCCCUUUCCAAUGUACUGGAAGCAAAUCACACUCUGAGUCAUAUUGCAAAUGACAAUACAAAGACCACGAUAUCUGGUUUCCGUGCACUGACCAAUGCGAUUCAACAAAACCCUAAUGUUAUUCAGCUUCAAAAGCCGUGUAUGGAUUUACGAUUCCAGCUCAAGUCUCUCAAGGAAACUAUCACUGGAUAUAUCCAUAGUGAGAAUGAAACACUCUGGUUUAUUGUUCACUCUACUGGAAGCGACGCUCGAAACGUAAAGGCCCAGCUGCAGACACAGAUCCAAGCCCGCCAGGUUGCAGAGUUUAAUUAUAAAAGGAUCAAUGAUGUUGUGGAAGGCCUAAUUGGGGCGGCGGAGAAGAACAUGCGAGCAUACAAGAUCAAGUUGAAGCGUGAUCAAGCCACUCAGGUCCAAAUACAGCUUUCGGCCCAAGAGUUUUCCAUGGCUCAGCUAAAGCUCCAGGAACGUGGCACACGUGUACCUAAUGGCAGUUCAAUUAGCCCAAUUAGCCCAGCCAGUCCAACCAGAGUUACCAGAAUCCCAAGUAUUGCGAGCAAAAGUGAUGAAAGUAGCAGUGUUGGUAGUGUCAAUAGUAUUCCUUACCGCUGUCGUCAACUGAGCAGCAACAGCGUUCGAUUUGUGCCUCUGCCUUCUUCCAACUCAAUACCCCCAACUAGUACUCCAGUGGAAUCUCCUACUCAGGGCUUUCGAAUAUCGGAUGACAUCCCACAGCCUAAUUUCUCUUAUCUAAAUGAUUUUGAAAGCUGGACUCAAGACCCUCCCGAAACACCAAUAUCGUCUCCUACUUCGUCGUCGUAUUAUUACAUCGACAAGCCGCACGUGUACCCACACCAUCAACCCAGUGACCCUGCCUACAGCAUGAGGAGUGUAAAUAGUGGUUACGACACAUCUUGGUACACGAACACUGGGCAGGAUACAUAUGGAGAAUCUGCGUGCUUACCCCAGCAACUGCAAUUCGGAGGAAUGAUAGACGAUCCAGGCUUCACAGAUGAUUUUGGUAUUGGUGGUGAAUUGGGUGAGGGUGGAAUAAGAUUGUAUGACAAUGAAUCAGAAACAGAUCGCAAUUCGUUUUGGGAAGAACAGCAUGCUAUAGCCCGUAUAUGUGCAAACGUAUACGCGACUUCUAAUGAAAAAGAUCAUUAA